This is a messenger RNA of Anopheles stephensi (Asian malaria mosquito), 6057 nucleotides long. RefSeq lists its product as uncharacterized. The transcript is spliced from 9 exons. The coding region runs from base 822 to 1748 and encodes 308 amino acids. Gene Ontology annotation, cellular component: membrane. NCBI's taxonomy places the organism in Eukaryota, Metazoa, Arthropoda, Insecta, Diptera, Culicidae. The record is from RefSeq and is a predicted model, not a curated record. Gene Ontology annotation, biological process: regulation of cell differentiation.
CACAUCCUCCCGUGCAACUACAACCGACUGGUGGCAUCCAUUCAUCGUCAGUCUAGUUUCGGCCGGCAGCAACGAAACAGCCGAUGGAUCGCAAGGAAGCUGGACUGACUGACCGUAACCUCCGCAGUAACGCAAUCACGCAGUAACGCUUGCCAGUGUCCAAUGUAGAGUUUGUGUGUGUGUGUGAUUUAAGGCAGUUCAAAGUCGAUUUAAAAGCAAAACUUAACGCAUCCAUCGCUCCAGUCUGAUGUGUUUGUUUGUCGGGUUGCUCUAGUAAUGUGUGAUGCUGCCGGACUUAUUAUGCUUCUUCGUGCAAAGUGCCAGCGUACAGGGAGGUCCUCCAGCUCUUAACAGAAAUUGUUAACAAUUUGUUGCGCUUCGACCGAGCAAGUAGCGAUAAUUAGUGCUUGGGUCGCUUCACUUCAUUGGAUCGAUUGUGGCGCAGGCACAGGCAAGCUCUUGCAGUGGUGUUCAUCGAUUGUGCAUCAUCAGUGCUGGUGGCUGUGUGAGUGUGCAACAUCAAAGAAAAUGGUUUUAUGUUGCAGUUAGUACAUACUCUUCAAUUCUACCUUCGUUGAGGACACUGGCUCCGACACACUUCGUCUGCUUACUGCUAGUGCAUUCUGGAUACUACUAACCUAGCAGCUGUGUUCAAAGAGCGAUGCCAAACUACAGAAACUUCUUCCUGAGCGAUCGUGCAUCGUGAUCGUGACGGUGAUCGCAUCGAACACUUGCCGAGCUUAACAUUAUCGUAGUGAGAAAAAAAAGAAACAUUUCAAACCGUGCUCUCCUGUCUGGUGUGAAGCAACCGAGCCACCAUCAUGUUCUCCUUAUGCGCAAAACCUGCCAACGAGUCCUCCAGGACAUCACCGCAGCUGCAGAACGUUACCUGUAAAAGUUGCAACUCCACAGUUGGAAAACAGAUCAAGGGGGGCUACCUACUUCGCUACAAAAAACAAGUCCUUUGGAGCCGCUGGUCGGAAGAAUGGGUUGUGCUGUAUGAUGACUCCACAAUGGCGUGGUUUACGGAACCGGGCCGCUCAUCACCUGCCGGGAAGAUUCUAGUCAAAGAGGCACCGGAAAUGCUUGCGAUUGCACACUGGACCGGUCAGAUACCGCGGCGGCCCCCUCUCCCGGAUGGCGUCAGUGUGUCGCAGCUAAUCGCGCUCGGGUCGCGCCGGAAGCGCUCCAAAGUGUACUGGAUGAUUGCGAAAUCGGAAGAGGAAGUCAGCGAUUGGAUUGCUGCCAUCACGAAGACGCUCCCGCCACCACCGCAGAUCGAGCUGGUUGUCGAUAAACCGCACCUGAUGGGUGUGCUUCGAAGACCGGUUGUACGGAUACGACCUGCUACCAGCUCGGAAGUGUCGGCCAGGCGGAAAAAUCGGCACACCAUCGAGCACAACACGACGAAGGUGAAGGGCGAGGCAGCCGUUGCAAUCCUGAAGAAGAACGCACAAGACAACACGGACCCGAAAGGUUCGCUGGCGUGUGCGCUGCCCUGGGGCCAUGGAUGGGGUUGGGCGACCCUUCCCAAUGGCAUCUGGAGCGGUGCACUCACAUGGUCGCAGUGCGAGGAUUCCAUCACACUGCACGCCCUUCCGACGACCCACUGUACCAACAUGAUAGAAGCACCGUGUGCCAGCGGUAUCUACCACACCGACAUCGGACCGUUCGAUCUGCACGGUAUCGAAGACGUUGGCGGUGAGGACUUUGACUACGCGAUGGACUGUGGAGAUUUCAUCUUUUAAAGUUCCCGCUCCCGACGGGAAGAAAAACACACGCAGCUGUUGGCCGUUGGAUGGCGACCAUCAAAUGACCAGCAUAAUAAUAAUUCUAGACCCAGUAACAUUUGCAACAGAAUCUGCCGUUACAACAGUUUUACAGAUCGGAACGGUUUUACGGUAUGCGUAGGAUGAACAUAAACAAAACCCAUCACACUAGAAACGCUCUUAAGAAAUCCUUUUCUUCGUCUGCCCAAUGUGAACAUGAAGGUACGUGAACAUUUAAUUCAAUUAUGGAGUACUUUUCACAACUACACAUUAGACGGCACAUUAGACGGAAAUUCGUUUUCCUGCAUCUCUUCACAUACAAAAAGGAAUUGACAUUUUCCACUCAUUUUUCUUAUGGACAUUUUUCUCCACUCCUCAGCUUAACAUACCCCAACAAUAAGCAAAACAAACAAAAGACACAAAUAUUGGUGCCCAACUCCAAUUGUAUCCACCGAUAGUGUAGCGAAUGCUGCCCGGAAUCACUAGACUAGACAGCAGCCAACAUUUAAAACAACGUACGCCUUCAGCAGCAAUAGAAUAAUCGUUCGUAAUCAACAGCAAAACCUUAUCCGUGUAGCCUUGCCGAGAUAUGAGAUGGAGCGCGCGUGGCGAGUGGAUCCACACGAGCUGGACAGUUGUCCGAUGUAGCCCGUAAAUGCUUGUAAAUGUUGUCGAUAUAGAAUGAGCAGACUUUGUGAACUUUUGUUGACAUCCACGGGUCCGUGUCGCGGUGUCGGUGUUCGUAAACCAAAUACUAAGUGUGAACGUGUGAAAUGAGGGCAGUGAUAAUUAUUGAUUGAUGUACUGCCUGUUCUUCCCUGCAGUCAGCACACACACACACAACAUAGGUGUAAAUGCUAUCAUAUACCGCAGUUAAUAGCAAUUAAAAAGGAAAAAGAAACCCUAGCGCUAGUGUGUACGUCUAAGGACUUGUGGAAACGAAACCAUUUGUAAGGUUUUUUCGGUUUUGUAACAGUGGUGUCCAGCCAGCAGAACCCAAAUCCCCAACAAAGAUAAGUCACCUAUAUUAGUAAUGAAUCAGUAUUGCCUUCCUAAACAUUAGACAAUUACCGAGGUAGAACACAUAUUCUUAACACGAUCAAUCGUUUGAAGGUACCAGCAUUGGCGGCACCCGCGUGAAUACCCGCGCGAUCGCCGGGCGCCCGUAAGCUGAUGCAACCGAAGAAUCAAAAGUAGUUUUUAGUGUACUCCUUUUGGGUAUUAAUUGACACAUUAUUCACCACUAUCUAUCUCUCGCUCAAUCCCGUUUUCCCAAACGCUCCCAAAAGCAGCAAAUCCGAUGUUCUAUUGAGAAUGAUAGAGAUUUAACCAUGUUGUUGCUGGAUGAGAUUUUUACGAUGUACUAACAUAAGAAGCGAUUAUUUACCUACGCACGAUGGUGCCGUAAAACGGAAUAUUUUACCCAAAUGGUAACCCUCACACAGGAUUCUAGUAUAAUGAUUUUAGAAUCGAGAAACCGAACUUCGGCAAACGGUGGAGAACGAGGUUUUUUACUGAUAGCAAACACAACCAAGCGUACAACACAACUCCAAAGACCAAUUAUCAAUUAUUCGAAUGGAAGUUUUUUUGGCGGUUUGAUUCUUUCUGCGAUAUCAUUCGAUCGGGCGAAAUUUGUAGUCGGUGUAGUCGCGAUGCCGGGGGCCCCUAUAAGUAUGUGACAUAAAGCGCAUGAAGCUGUCACCCGGACCCCGGGUCAGUGUCAGGCGAUUUGUGGUAAAGCUUAAUUCUACAUUAAUGUAACAAAUGUGUCCAACGGGGCACGGCGAACCGAACACGGGCGAAACCAUUGGAUAACGAGACGAGAUAUUGAACAUAUUUUUUUAUAUUCGGUCGUCACGAGACGGUAGCUCAAGAAACGCUGAAGAAUAAGCACGACCGCGAUGCACCCUAGGCGAUUGGAAGCUGAUAUGGUAACACCACACGAUACAUCCAGGGAGCGCAAGUUUUCAAACCAACUUCAAAGAGACUGGCAAACCGCGAUGAUAACCAAACCUUUCUCAACUAGGAAUAUAAAAAUAAACCCAACAAAACAAACUGCUAAAUAGCCGAUAAUGUUUCGAGAUAUAUGUAAGUUUCAACAUGAAGAAGAUGCGUGCACUAGAAGACUGCUGCCCUCGAUUGGGAUGAGGCCAUCAGUCUUCUUGCAAUGUCGCCAUGAAUGCAUAUUUUUAAAACAAAAACUACCAAACAUGUACUCUACACCCAUUUCCAAUUCCCACAUGGUCCUAAACAAGAUCAUGCUCCUCACCCAACCUUCAUAGAUGAUAGAUCGGGAUGGAGUAAGUAGCAUGCAUGCGUCUUAAUAUGCUCGAACCAGGCGCAUUUAGGCUUAUAAGAUUAUAAAGGAGAAUACAUACACAAUACGGGUAGAACCUAGCAAUCCACAAAACAACACACCGACAUCCAAGAUCGGACACAAUUUUUGAGUACCAUUUUUUGUGCAAUCGAACUGGGAGUACGUCAUACUUGCCGGAGGAGAAGUUUUUUGCUAGGAACGAAAACAAUUGCGGACAGCGAGAGAGAGAGACAGAUCGUGUCCUGUUUGGGUGCAGAAACGGAAGAACACACUGUACAACCAACCAACCAACCACCAACUAUUUCCCUAACUCGCCUCUAAUCAACGGCUCUGACAAUUCAGCUCGAUUGACCCCGAACAAUAAUAAAUAGUUGUUAAAGCAUCUUCCCCCUCGCCCCCAGAAUUUAAACAUAAGCUGCAACAUGCGAAUUCAUAAACCCUCUAGAGGAAGCAUAUAGGAGCGUAGCAGCUUUACGAUGUAUCAAUGUCACCAAUAAUAUUGGGCCAUAUGCCAUCCCGGAAAACGAACAGCAUUACACAUUAUACCAGCUAUCAUACAAUCCUACCAACUCAGUGUCAGUGUGAUGAUCACCGCUGCGUAACAGUCGGUGAAAAUAACAGCAAUUGUUAAAUUCGUUACAAAACAAUCAAGACGUGUGUAAGGAGAGCUGGUAGCAUUUAGGGAACCUGACACGUGGCAUGCGUGGAGAUCGAAACGAAAACAAACACAAAACAGUACUAGUGACCGUUGUAACUGUUUUUAGAAGGGCAUGUUUCAAAUCGAUGUUUAAAACUUAUCGACAUUUUAGAGACCUUCGCCUCGCGAACACGGGCGCACACGGUAUGUUAACCAUGUAACGCUAUAUACAUACAUACACAUAUACCUACCACACGGCGUAAGUCACUUACAAGCAGCAACUUACGCUACUUAAACCAAAUAUUUGCCUAAGGAAAGCGCCGGCCGGCGCCACCAUUAUGACGCUUUUCAUCGCGCAUCCAAAGGGGCCGGGAAAACGGGGAGUCAUACUUUGCCCGAAGUACGUGUAGACACCACAACACCCUUGCACGAACGCUGGUCGAUCGUGGUACGGGGAACGGUUGUUGGCGCUAGAAUUUGUUGAUUGUCGUUAAUACUGAAUGUUUGUGAUGUCUUGCUGCCUAGCACUUAUCGUCGAUGUUUCGAAGUGGUCACCGUACCACGGGGUAUGUAUUUGCAUCGUAUUGGUAAAGUAACAAACAAUAUAACACACACACACAUAGAACUUUGUUAGCCUUUGGAACCCACGUGCUAAGGCCAGGCGUAAUGUCAGGCGGACAGCUGCCGAUGGGUAAUUUUUAAAUAAAACAGUACGCCAACCAUUACGUAGUGAAGCGUUUUUGAUCCGUCAAGCCGGAACAUUCCACCUAGGAUAUCCCACUCCAAGCGCACCACCUUUACGCACAACCGACAAAUGGCGACAAUGCGCUGUUGAGCAGCGGUCCCAGCAAGGAUACAAGUACCCGUUUUUUCCAAGUACCAUUCCAACCUUCCGACCCACCCCCGUUUUAUACGCCCCGUCACGAUUUUGCGCCAUUACCUUGUGAUGAAUUAAUUAAAUAUGUUGUCCCGUUGGCCCCGUUUUCUGUCCAUGUAUUGUGACCCCGAUUGCCUGCAUUGGAAACUUUCAAAACUUACUACUAUCAAGAGCUCAUCGCGACCAAACCAAACGCUCUUCUUCCUCUUCGGGAACGGGAAGAUAUCGAGGGUGAUAGUCGCAACACGACACAGAAUACUUACGAUUACUUUACCCUAGAGCACAAUAUGCGGAAUAGAAGAAGGGAAAAGGUUACUCAAAAAUGUAGAACAGAGAUUCCCGCCAAUUGUUUUAUCUAUCUCUCGUACUCUGAUUGGAGGAAAUUGAUUUAGUCGAACGCCACCAUUAUGCCCCGAUUUGUUGUCAAAUAAAACCAGAUUAUUUACUAGAAGAAAAA